CCUAGAGUCCAGGGCUGCUUCCCGGGGCAAGGAGGCACCCAAGCAGCCCCGGAGUUGAGGCCGGCGCUGCAGGCGGCGGCGGCUGCGCGGCGAAUCUGGCGGCCUGCGCGGCGGAGUGCGGAGUCCUGAAAUCUGGCUCUGUCCGGCCCGCGGAUCUUCAGGCCCGGGACCCGGGCGCGGCCCCAGCGUCUGCCCUGAGCUUCCCGGGGCGGAUGGCGCGGGGUGGCAGACGCGGGCGGUGCUGAGCCCUCCGCGGGCUAUGGCUUCGGCGUGUGGGGCACCCGGCCCGGGGAGCGCGGGGUCCGGGGGCGCGCUGGGCAGUCCGGCUCCUGCCUGGUACCACCGCGACCUGAGCCGCGCUGCAGCGGAGGAGCUGCUGGCCCGGGCGGGCCGCGAUGGCAGCUUCCUGGUCCGAGACAGCGAGAGCGUGGCGGGGGCCUUCGCACUCUGUGUCCUGUAUCAGAAGCAUGUACACACAUACCGCAUCCUGCCUGAUGGAGAAGACUUCCUGGCUGUGCAGACUUCACAGGGUGUGCCUGUGCGCCGCUUCCAGACCCUGGGCGAGCUCAUUGGCUUGUAUGCCCAGCCCAAUCAGGGCCUGGUGUGUGCCCUACUGCUGCCUGUAGAGGGAGAGAGAGAGCCAGACCCACCGGAUGACCGUGAUGUCUCAGAUGGGGAGGAUGAAAAGCCCCCACUGCCCCCGCGCUCUGGCUCUACCAGCAUUUCUGCCCCCACGGGACCUACCAGCCCCCUGCCAGUCCCUGAGACUCCCACAACUCCAGCUGCUGAGAGCGCUCCCAAUGGGCUGAGCACCAUUUCCCAUGAGUAUCUGAAGGGCAGCUACGGGCUGGACCUGGAGGCUGUGCGCGGAGGAGCCAGCAACCUGCCCCACCUCACCCGCACUCUUGCCACCUCCUGCCGGAGACUGCACAGUGAGGUGGACAAGGUCCUGUCGGGUCUGGAGAUCCUGUCCAAGGUGUUUGACCAGCAGAGCUCGCCCAUGGUGACUCGCCUUUUACAGCAGCAGCAGAACCCAUCACAGACUGGGGAACAGGAACUAGAGAACCUGGUACUGAAGUUGUCAGUGCUAAAGGACUUCCUGUCAGGCAUCCAGAAGAAGGCCCUGAAGGCACUACAGGACAUGAGUUCCACAGCACCUCCAGUUUCGCUGCAGCCAUCUAUACGUAAGGCCAAGACCAUACCUGUGCAGGCCUUUGAGGUGAAGCUGGAUGUUACCUUGGGUGACCUGACCAAGAUUGGAAAGUCACAGAAGUUUACACUAAGCGUGGAUGUGGAAGGUGGGCGGCUAGUGCUGCUUCGGAGACAGCGGGACUCCCAGGAGGACUGGACGACCUUCACACAUGACCGAAUCCGCCAGCUCAUUAAGUCCCAGCGUGUCCAGAACAAGCUGGGUGUUGUGUUUGAAAAGGAGAAGGACCGGACCCAGCGCAAGGACUUCAUUUUCGUCAGUGCCCGGAAGCGAGAAGCCUUCUGCCAGCUGCUGCAGCUCAUGAAGAAUAAGCACUCCAAGCAAGACGAGCCUGAUAUGAUCUCUGUCUUCAUAGGCACCUGGAAUAUGGGAAGUGUGCCACCUCCAAAAAAUGUGACAUCUUGGUUCACAUCAAAGGGUCUGGGGAAGACCUUAGAUGAGGUCACAGUGACCAUACCCCAUGACAUCUAUGUCUUUGGGACCCAGGAGAACUCAGUGGGUGACCGAGAGUGGCUGGACCUGCUGCGUGGGGGCCUCAAGGAGCUUACAGAUUUGGAUUACCGCCCGAUUGCCAUGCAGUCGCUGUGGAACAUCAAGGUGGCUGUGCUCGUCAAGCCAGAGCAUGAGAACCGCAUCAGCCAUGUCAGUACAUCCAGUGUGAAAACUGGCAUCGCCAACACCCUGGGGAACAAGGGAGCCGUGGGUGUCUCCUUCAUGUUCAAUGGCACCUCAUUUGGCUUUGUGAAUUGCCAUCUCACCUCAGGAAAUGAGAAGACUGCCCGGCGGAACCAGAACUAUCUGGACAUCCUGAGGCUGCUCUCGCUGGGUGACCGGCAGCUCAGUGCAUUUGACAUCUCUCUGCGUUUCACUCACCUCUUCUGGUUUGGGGACCUCAACUAUCGCCUGGACAUGGAUAUCCAGGAGAUACUGAACUACAUCAGCAGGAAAGAGUUUGAGCCUCUGCUCCGGGUAGACCAGCUCAACUUGGAGCGGGAGAAGCACAAGGUUUUCCUUCGGUUCAGUGAGGAGGAGAUCUCUUUUCCACCCACUUACCGCUAUGAGCGGGGUUCCCGGGACACAUAUGCCUGGCACAAGCAAAAGCCAACUGGAGUCCGGACCAACGUUCCCUCAUGGUGUGACCGGAUUCUAUGGAAGUCCUACCCUGAAACCCACAUCAUCUGCAAUUCCUAUGGUUGCACUGAUGACAUUGUCACCAGCGACCAUUCCCCUGUGUUUGGGACAUUUGAGGUUGGAGUUACCUCUCAGUUCAUCUCCAAGAAAGGGCUCUCGAAGACUUCAGACCAGGCCUACAUUGAGUUUGAGAGCAUCGAGGCCAUUGUGAAGACAGCCAGCCGCACCAAGUUCUUCAUUGAGUUCUAUUCCACUUGCCUCGAGGAGUACAAGAAGAGCUUUGAGAAUGAUGCCCAAAGCAGUGACAACAUCAACUUCCUCAAAGUGCAGUGGUCUUCACGCCAGCUGCCCACGCUCAAGCCCAUUCUGGCUGACAUUGAGUACCUGCAAGACCAGCACCUUCUGCUCACAGUCAAGUCCAUGGAUGGCUAUGAAUCCUAUGGGGAAUGUGUGGUUGCACUCAAAUCCAUGAUUGGCAGCACAGCCCAGCAGUUUCUGACCUUCCUGUCCCAUCGCGGCGAGGAGACAGGCAAUAUCCGUGGCUCCAUGAAGGUGCGGGUGCCCACGGAACGCCUGGGCACCCGUGAGCGGCUCUACGAGUGGAUCAGCAUUGAUAAGGAUGAGGCUGGAGCAAAGAGCAAAGGCCCGUCUGUGUCCCGAGGCAGCCAAGAAUCCAGGUCAGGGAGCCGCAAGCCAGCCUCCACAGAAGGCUCCAGCCCGUUGUCCAAGUUAUUUGAAGAGCCAGAGAAACCACCGCCAACUGGGAGGCCCCCAGCCCCGCCCCGAGCAACUCCCAGGGAGGAGCCCUUGAACCCCAGGUUGAAGCCAGAGGGGGCUCCUGAGCUGGAAGGGGUGGUGGCCCCCGCACCCAAGAACAGCUUCAAUAAUCCUGCCUACUACGUCCUUGAAGGGGUCCCACACCAGCUGCUGCCCCUGGAGCCACCCUCACCUGCCAGGGCUCCUGUCCCACCUACCACAAAGAACAAAGUUGCCAUCACAGUGCCUGCUCCACAGCUUGGACGCCACCGGCCCCCUCGGGUGGGAGAGGGGAGUUCAUCAGAUGAAGACUCUGGGGGUACUCUGCCCCCUCCAGAUUUUCCACCUCCACCACUGCCAGACUCAGCCAUUUUCCUGACCCCCAACCUGGAUCCUUUGUCAGUACCAGGGGUCCGGGGACGCAGUGGAGGUGAGGGCCGCGGCCCACCACCUCCCAAGGCCCAUCCAAGGCCCCCACUACCCCCAGGCCCCUCAUCUGCCAGCACUUUCCUAGGGGAGGUAGCAAGUGGGGAUGACCGGUCCUGCUCAGUACUGCAGAUGGCCAAGACUCUAAGUGAGGUGGAUUAUGCUCCUGCUGGGCCUGGACGCUCAGCGCUUCUCCCAAGCUCCUUGGAGUUGCAGCCACCCCGUGGACUGCCCUCCGACUAUGGCCGGCCCCUCAGCUUCCCUCCACCCCGCAUCCGGGAGAGCAUCCAAGAGGACCUAGCGGAGGAGGCACCGUGCCCGCAGGUCGGGCGGGCCGGCGGCCUGAGUGAGGCAGGUAUGGGUGCCUGGCUGCGGGCCAUCGGCUUAGAGCGCUAUGAGGAGGGCCUGGUGCACAAUGGCUGGGACGACCUGGAGUUUCUCAGUGACAUCACAGAGGAAGACCUGGAGGAGGCUGGGGUGCAGGACCCUGCUCACAAGCGCCUCCUUCUGGACACAUUGCAGCUCAGCAAGUGACAGCGGAGGCUCGGCAAAGCCGCGACUCAGCGCCUCUCCCCUGCUACGAAGGCCUGGAGUAGCUAGCCCCUGGCUAGAAAAUUCUGAGGGGGUGGGGCAAUACCUUUCUGCCUAUUUAUUGGGGAAUCCACAUUCCCCACUGCCCAGUCAUUUGGAAUGCCCUAAUUAGGACAUCCUGCCCCUCCCUUUUUGGCCCAGGGCUGCAGAGGUCUGUAGCCUGCAGUGUGCAGUCUUGUUUUUCUAGACCCCUCUUCUCAGCCCCAGGGGUGCAAAUGGGGUAUAGUUGUGUACAUCUGGGCCCCAACUUUCAUCACUGUUUUCUGCUGCCCCCCCCAGCCUGACCCACAGGUGGGACCUCCCCCUAACUUCUGCAGGGGCAUCCGUCCGGAAAUGAAGGAAGAGCUCGAGGAUCGGGCUGGGGUUUAUUUAAACUUCUAUGUGUGGGUUUGGGGAGGGAGGGCACUUUAUUAUUAUGGGUGGUGGCGGGGGGCAGGACCUCGACCAUAAAGUGCUAGUUUGCUUAGUUCUCAAGUCUCCUGGUCUGUAACACCCUGCGCUAGGAAUGUGUGGUGGCUGUGAAGGGAGAGAGGGCCCCUUGCUGGCUUCAACCGCAACGGGGUCAGGGUUCUUGCAAGCAGCCUAGUCUUACUCUGCGCCCUCAGAAGGAUUGCCAGCGUUGAUGUCUUCAAUAAAUUAAGUUUUAUUUGGAUUGAG
Molecule: messenger RNA, 4771 nt
Organism: Ictidomys tridecemlineatus (thirteen-lined ground squirrel)
Lineage: Eukaryota; Metazoa; Chordata; Mammalia; Rodentia; Sciuridae
Gene: Inppl1
Product: inositol polyphosphate phosphatase like 1
Biological process (GO): phosphatidylinositol dephosphorylation; regulation of immune response; negative regulation of insulin-like growth factor receptor signaling pathway
Cellular component (GO): cytosol
Molecular function (GO): inositol-polyphosphate 5-phosphatase activity; protein binding
Source: RefSeq, a predicted model, not a curated record